Molecule: messenger RNA, 588 nt
Organism: Fimicolochytrium jonesii
Lineage: Eukaryota; Fungi; Chytridiomycota; Chytridiomycetes; Spizellomycetales; Powellomycetaceae
Exons: 3
Coding region: 1-588 (195 amino acids)
Source: RefSeq, a predicted model, not a curated record
AUGUCCGGCAAACCCCUCCUCAACGAGGAAACCAUCGCGCGCACGGUCCACUUCGUCUGCCGCUCCACGCUCCCCUGGCAGACAUGGAAAGAAACCGAGCCCGAGUUCUGGUGGUUCUUCGAGCGGCACUUCAAAGCCACCACGGUGUCCAUCAAGCUCACCUCCGACGAGAAAAUGUUUCUGGCGAGCAUGGAUGUGCCGAAUGACUCGGUGGGGAAGCUGGAGAGAGGCAUCAAGGACGGCGUGCUGGCGAUGGAGAUCGAUAAGAUACAUGGGAUUGAUCCGGCGUUGAGUGGGAGGAGAGAUGUAAAAAUCUCCAAAUUCCAAGUCUCCCUCGCUCCCGCACAACCACAGAACCUCAAAGUGAAAGGCACCAUCCAGGACCUCGAGCAGCGGCUGUUGGAGCUGGAAUUGAAGGAGAGGGCGCGGUCGAUUGAUUUGCGAGUGAUAAUGGACCGCCUCCAAGUGUUCCAAGUGGACGUCUACAAACGGCUCGAAGCAAUGGACAAGAAAGUGGACGAGACGCUGGCGGGGUUGGCGGUCAAGUGCGAGCGGAUGGAGAAGGUGGUUGCGCGGUAUAAAAAGUAG